Phyllostomus discolor (pale spear-nosed bat) is the source of this 2573-nucleotide messenger RNA. It is a transcript of the gene PNMA1, whose product is annotated as PNMA family member 1. Lineage: Eukaryota; Metazoa; Chordata; Mammalia; Chiroptera; Phyllostomidae. The record is from RefSeq and is a predicted model, not a curated record. Bases 730 to 1791 code for a protein of 353 amino acids. The transcript has a single exon.
UGACCCGGCCUCAGGGGGAGGGGCGCGCAGAAGCCACUCGCGGGGCGGGCCUCCCUCUUCUGCCGCAGUAACUAGUCGGCUGGCUGUGGGUCUGGUGGUCUUUCAGCUGCAGCACGGACCUCCGCCGCCUGUGUCUUCGGUCCUUGGCCUUACUCGCCCCUAUAAGGUCCCCUGCACCCGCGAAGAAGCUACUCGCGGGCUGACCCUGCGGCUGCUGCAGGACAGUCUCUUCCCUGGAAGGGCUGCACAGCCCUCAUCUGCUAAGCAGCCGCUGCUUGGUCACCCGAAGGCCGGGCUGCGACUGCAGACGCCAGAUCGACUGCGGGAGCAGCGACUGCCCGGCGCCUCAGAGGCUGAGAGGAGGCGGCCACGCCCCACGAUCACACCCCGGCGGCCUCUCCGGACCGGCGGCUCCAAGCUUCUGCGCCACAAGGCAACACCGUGCUUGCAGGUGAAGAACCGCAGCCUCGGACCCGGACCUGAGACCCAAGAUGGGUGCGGCCGCGUGACUAACUGACUGAGCAUUCCCGAGGCUUCGCUCUGAGAACGCGCCGCGAAAGGACGACAGCCAGCGGGACUCUGGUGUCCUUUGUUAAUUGUGGUUGCGUGCAGCUUGCCUCCAUCGGGUAUAUUUGGGGGCAGUGCCUGCUGUUGUCUUAAGUCCCAGAGCACUGGGAGCCACGGUGUAACUCGCGUGUUCGUGGAAUUGGGCCCUUGAUAGUUGGGGAAAUGGCGAUGACACUGUUGGAAGACUGGUGCAGGGGAAUGGAUGUGAACUCCCAGAGAGCCCUGCUGGUCUGGGGGAUCCCAGUGAACUGUGAUGAGGCUGAAAUCGAAGAGACCCUCCAGGCUGCGAUGCCCCAGGUGCCCUAUCGAGUGCUUGGGAGAAUGUUUUGGAGGGAAGAGAAUGCGAAAGCAGCCUUGUUAGAGCUCACUGGCGCUGUGGAUUACGCGGCCAUCCCCAGAGAGUUGCCCGGUAAAGGAGGGGUCUGGAAAGUGGUCUUUAAGCCUCCGACUUCUGAUGCUGAAUUUUUAGAAAGGUUGCAUCUCUUCCUAGCGAGAGAGGGGUGGACCGUGCAAGAUGUGGCCCGUGUCCUUGGGUUUCAGAACCCCGCUCCGGCCCCACGCCCAGAUAUGCCAACAGAGAUGCUGAACUAUAUUUUGGACAAUGUUAUUCAGCCUCUGGUUGAAUCCAUAUGGUACAAGAAGCUGACGCUGUUCUCGGGGAGGGACAUCCCGGGGCCUGGGGAGGAGACCUUUGACCCCUGGCUAGAGCACACUAAUGAGGUCAUAGAGGAGUGGCAGGUGUCUGAUGUAGAGAAGAGGCGGCGGUUGAUGGAGAGUCUUAGAGGCCCUGCAGCUGACGUCAUCCGCAUCCUCAAGACUAACAACCCUGCAAUAACUACCGCGGAAUGCCUGAAGGCGCUUGAGCAGGUGUUUGGCAGCAUCGAGAGUUCUAGGGAUGCGCAGGUCAGGUUUCUGAACACUUACCAGAACCCAGGAGAAAAGUUAUCGGCUUAUGUCAUUCGUCUGGAACCUCUGCUGCAGAAGGUGGUGGAGAAGGGGGCCAUAGAUAAAGAUAACGUGAACCAAGCCCGCCUGGAGCAGGUCACAGCAGGAGCCAACCACAGCGGGGCCAUCCGAAGGCAGCUGUGGCUGAAUGGAGCUGCAGAGGGGCCGGCUCCUAACCUCUUCCAGUUGCUGGUGCAGAUCCGCGAGGAGGAGGCCAAGGAAGAGGAGGAGGAAGCUGAGGCCGCCCUCCUGCAGUUAGGCCUGGAGGGGCACUUUUGAGUCCUGGGAAGUGGAGAUUUAGCACAGACCUAGACAACAGCUUCUUUCAUUGUGUCUGUGCUGUCUUAUUGGUGUGUCUCCUAGUCCUGUUUUCUUGGGGGGAGUCAGGCCUGUGUAUUCUUUUAACAGUAAAAUUGUGCAAGCAACCACCCUGAACUGCUGAUGUGAGUCAUGCUAGCGAAAAUGCCAGGUAAAGACUUGUACACAGGUGUUCAGUGCAAGCGGUCAUCAGGGCAUCAUCAUCAGUUGUGAAAAACAUGAACUUGUGACACUUCUCAUUGAGGUACUUAAGUGUGAAAUUGAAUGUUCAGACCUUUAGUUCAGAGCCUGGCUAACACAAGUGUUCAGUAAAAGUAUGAAUGUUAUUACUAAUAAUGUGAAUAGUUUUUUGUGUUUACCGUAAAUUGUUCCUGUUUUAUGUUAAUGGAAAGAAAUGUGAACUAGCUAUUCUUGGUGAUUCAGCUUCACAGUGCUAUUUUUUUUAUUUUUCAACUGUACACACCUGGAUCAGUUUCAUUGAAAAGUAUUCUCAGACUACAAAAUGGUGUGUUAGAAAAAUUCUACAAUUAUAGAGCUGUGUAAAUUAGAAUUUUUCCUGUACAAGAUACAGAUAUAAAUUCACAUGGGGAAGUUAAUAUGAACCAGUUAAGUAUCCAUUCCCCCAUUUCAAAUCUUUGUCAUUGAGUAGUAGCUCUCUUUAUUCAUGCUGUUUUAAGUGUUCUAAAUUCAAAGUUAUCAAAUACAUAUAUAUCAAAUACAUGAAUAAAUAUUUUUAAAGUCUC